CUUCAAACUGAAAUUUCAAAAUUGAAACCUUCGCUAGAGGGAAUUAUAUCAUUUCCUUGGAGAGAUUGACUAAGAGAUAGUAUGGUUAUGAGCAAAGAAAGGCAAUACGAGAGAGUUUUCAAGCACUUUGAUUGCAACGGGGACGGGAAGAUAUCGCCGCCGGAGUUGAGACAGUGCGUGGAGGCGAUAGGCGGGGAGCUAACGUUGGCGGAGGCGGAGACGGCGGUGGAGUUGUUGGAUGUGGAUGGAGAUGGGUUAUUGGGGUUGGAGGAUUUUGUGAGGUUUGUUGAGGGAGGUGGAGAGGAAGAGAAGGAGAAUGACUUGAGAGAGGCUUUUAAGAUGUAUGCGAUGGAUGGGAGUGGGUGUAUUACACCCAAGAGCUUGAAGAGGAUGCUUAGUAGACUAGGGCUUCCAAAGAGUGUGGAUGAAUGUAAAGCUAUGAUUGUUAAGUUUGAUCUUGAUGGGGAUGGGGUACUCAAUUUCGAUGAGUUUAAGGUUAUGAUGUUUUGAUCAUUAAUUUGUUUCACAUGAUUCAUUGUAUUAAUUCUUUGAUUUUGUACACAUAUAUAGUAUAGGCUGUUGGAUUCAUUCAUUGAUUAUAAUGAUACUUCUAUUAAUUUUGUUACCA
Molecule: messenger RNA, 628 nt
Organism: Tripterygium wilfordii
Lineage: Eukaryota; Viridiplantae; Streptophyta; Magnoliopsida; Celastrales; Celastraceae
Product: putative calcium-binding protein CML23
Exons: 1
Coding region: 82-510 (142 amino acids)
Molecular function (GO): calcium ion binding
Source: RefSeq, a predicted model, not a curated record